AUGGAACCGGCAAUUCAAACAGAGGCAAACAAUUUAGUCACUCGUCUGAGGUCUACUUGCAACACUGGAACUGUUCUCGAGCUCCAUCGCAUGCUUUCGGCAUUUAGCGCGGAUGUGGUCACAUCCUGCUGCUUUGGGAGUAGCCACGGUUAUCUCAAACAAGAGAUAUUUGAGAACCAGAUGAUUGACGCGGUUGGCUGGGUCAUGUCUAUAUGUCACAUAAAUAGGUUCAUGCCGUGGCUCAUCAGCAUUCUCAAGUCUACACCACAGGGAAUACUGCAGUUUAUGGGUCUUUCCAUGGCUGAUGUGAUUGCGGUGCGAGAUAUGAUCCGACAGCAGGCCCUGCAUUCUCUUGAGAAGCAACCGAUUGCCGACAACACUGAUUCUGAGGCUGCCUCGGUCAGAACGGUUUUUGAUGCUCUGGUUGCCGCAAAUGUACCAGAAAAUGAAAAGGCUCUUGUUCGUCUGGAAGAGGAGGGAGCAGCAAUCUUUGGCGCUGGCACAGAGACCGUGUCCCGGGCACUAUCAGUUGCCUUGUUCCAUUUACUGACGGACAGGAUCAUGAUGCAUAAACUUCGGCUGGAACUUGGGUCAGUUGCAUGUGCGAAUACCACCGCGCUGACUUCUACGCAACUUGCACAAUUGCCAUAUCUUACUGGCAUCGUGAAAGAAUCCCUUCGUCUCUCCAUGGGCAUAGCGAGUCGAACGCCCAGGAUAUCACCAAUCGCCCCCUUGAUAUACGGUGACUACGUUAUACCCCCAGGUACCCCGGUCAGCCAACACGCAUACUUCGUCCACAUGGAUCCGACUGUUUUUCCAGAUCCAGAACGUUUUCACCCUGACCGAUGGAUUGGGGCCUCCAAUAACGGUGGUGAAUCCUUGGGUCGUUACCUGGUCAGCUUUAGUAAAGGAAGCCGACAAUGCCUAGGCAUGCAUCCAAGCCUUGCGUACGCGGAAUUCUACCUCGCCCUGGCAGCUAUUGUCCGGUCCGUCGAUAUGAAACUGGUGGAUACAACCUUGGACGAUAUUACUAUGGUUCGAGAUCUAGGCCAUCCUGCCCCGCGGAAUGGCAAAUUUGGUGUCAGAGUUAUGGUGACGGGCGUAAAAUAA
Aspergillus puulaauensis is the source of this 1110-nucleotide messenger RNA. RefSeq names its product cytochrome P450. The transcript is spliced from 4 exons. The record is from RefSeq and is a predicted model, not a curated record. Gene Ontology annotation, molecular function: heme binding; monooxygenase activity; iron ion binding. Lineage: Eukaryota; Fungi; Ascomycota; Eurotiomycetes; Eurotiales; Aspergillaceae. Bases 1 to 1110 code for a protein of 369 amino acids.